Messenger RNA from Opisthorchis viverrini, 1104 nucleotides. RefSeq lists its product as hypothetical. The record is from RefSeq and is a predicted model, not a curated record. Gene Ontology annotation, molecular function: aspartic-type endopeptidase activity. Gene Ontology annotation, biological process: proteolysis. Bases 58 to 1104 code for a protein of 348 amino acids. The transcript has 5 exons. Lineage: Eukaryota; Metazoa; Platyhelminthes; Trematoda; Opisthorchiida; Opisthorchiidae.
AAUCACUAUCAUUACGGAAUCGUCGGAGUUGGGACCCCUCCACGAUACUUUAGAUUAAUGCUCGAUACUGGGUCACCGAUUUUAUGGAUACCCAGUAAGAGGCUCGUGCAACAGCAACCGAUCCUUCAGGCGUCGUACAAUCCGUUCGCUUCAUUGUCGCACGUAUUCACGUAUAAAUCGGUUUCUCUUCAAUAUGGGAACUACAAGGCGAACGGCGAAAUUUUCUCGGAUCUUGUGCAAAUUAAUGGUCGAUCGUUUCGCACAGAGUUUUCUGCCAUGGAUAGCAUAAAAGGCAGCGUGGGACAACUGUACACAAUUGACGGGCUACUCGGACUUUCGAUAAAACAAUAUCAUGAACAGCUACACACAACUUCACUGGAUGAUAUGUUCUCCCAAACUGUCGUUUCACGGCGCAUGUUUACCUUUAUCUUUAAAAAAGGUGGGACAUCUGGGACCGUCAUCUUUGUGGAAUUCACGAAGCAACAUAUUCCGGGAAGAGUAAGCUAUGUUCCUCUAAUUUGGAAGGCCGGAAGGAAAGACGAAUGGAUAAUCAAGAUAACAAGGCGAGUCGCAAUUCAAUGUCUUAGGUUCUUCCAAUCCUUUUUCACAAAGGAAACCACUCAUAAGGUUGCUGAAAUAUUUUCCACAGCCCACGACCGGUUUUGCCCUUCUUCGGGCUUAUCCGGUAGGCGCAGUCCCCGAGUUUCCGUCAACCUUGUUAUCACGUUGAGAGAUGGCACCGUCUUAGUAUCGGAUCUUUCAGCCUUGACUGACACUGGAGCGUACAAAACCUAUUUACCGACAUUAUUUGUGAAUAAUCUUUUUGCUGGUGUCUGGAAACAAAUGGUUUUGGGCACUCACGAUGUACGAUGUGACGCGAGGUAUCUAAUGCCAACCCUACUGGUAAAUCUCAACGGCCAUCAACUAAAAUGGGAACCGAACCAUUAUAUUGGGCAGCUCGAAAUAGGACGGUGUCAGCCAUUGUUUGAAGGUUUGGACCUACAUUCGGCAUACAAUGCAAUCAUUGGCCUCUCAUUUCUGCGGCAUUUCGCCGUGGUAUACGACGUGGAUAAUGAACGAGUUGGAUUCGCCGAACCGAUUUGA